CGUACAUCAUUAUGUACAAAAUGCAAUAACUUCUUCUUUGUUUUGUAUUGAAGAGAACCUUACCUUCCAGCCUCUUUGACAAAUUUAAUCCCAUCUUCUUUGUUAAAACUCAAAUUCUUCCAUUUUCUUUCUAUUAUUAUCAAUUUUUUGAACAAGUUUAAGGGGAUUGAAGGCUUAAAAAAUUUAGAUCUGAGCCUAUCCAUGGAAGAUUGUUCAUCCCCUCAAUACCUUGGGUUUGAUUUCUUGCCUCAGUCUCCAUUCUCAUCCUGGUAUGAGCCUGAGGAACUUUUUCAUACCAAAUCUCUUUCGUGUGAAGAAAAUCCAUUGGAUGAGAAUUUUCCUGAGAAAGUGAAGGAAAAAUCUUUGGAAACAGAUUCCUGCAAGGGGUUUAAUGAUAAAGAAGACUUUACUUCAAAGGCGAAAAAAGCGGCAGGAAAGGAAAAGAGGUACAUAGGGGUAAGAAAUCGGCCAUGGGGAAAGUAUGCUGCUGAGAUACGUGAUUCGACAAGGCAAGGAGCGCGUGUAUGGCUUGGAACAUUUACUACUGCAGAGGAGGCUGCUUUGGCUUAUGACCAAGCUGCAUUUGUGAUGCGAGGCCCAUUGGCUCGCCUCAACUUUCCUACUGAAAGAGUACGCGAAUCGCUUCAUCAGAAUGGUGGUGAGUCCUCCUCUUCCUCCUCCAACUGCACCUGCACCUCCUCUUCAUCUCCAGCUGCGGCACUGAAAGAGAGAAACAAGAUGAGAAUGAAGUUGCUGACAAGUAGGAGGAGGAGGAAUAAUGAAAAAGAAGGAAUAGUAGUGAAGCCUGGAGCAAAUAUGUCAAUAUUUGAAUUUGAGGAUCUAGGAGCUGAACUCUUAGAUGAGCUCUUAAGCUCAUCUGAGAGAGCUUCUCAUAGUACUUGAUUCAAUUUACACCAUUUUCAUCACCCUCUCUAUUAUGUACUUUCAUAUCUUGCUCAUCAUCUAUAUGAAUUUUGGAUAUUCACAUUCAUGAUUGAUUAUUUACUCUCUCAUCUACCUAAAA
Molecule: messenger RNA, 1024 nt
Organism: Camellia sinensis
Lineage: Eukaryota; Viridiplantae; Streptophyta; Magnoliopsida; Ericales; Theaceae
Product: ethylene-response factor C3
Biological process (GO): regulation of DNA-templated transcription; ethylene-activated signaling pathway
Molecular function (GO): DNA-binding transcription factor activity; DNA binding
Source: RefSeq, a predicted model, not a curated record